Molecule: messenger RNA, 747 nt
Organism: Branchiostoma belcheri (Belcher's lancelet)
Lineage: Eukaryota; Metazoa; Chordata; Leptocardii; Amphioxiformes; Branchiostomatidae
Product: lysosome-associated membrane glycoprotein 1-like
Exons: 1
Coding region: 1-747 (248 amino acids)
Cellular component (GO): membrane
Source: RefSeq, a predicted model, not a curated record
AUGUCCUGCGGAUCUCCCCCCACCCCUGUCCCCACCAUGACCCCCCUGUGUCCCCACAUGCCUCCCCCGGGGAAGUGGGUGGUGAAAGAUGAGAAGGGGAACCCCUGUCUCCUGGCAGACAUGUCCCUCCAGCUCCGAUCACGCUACACCACUGUUGACAACACCACGAGGGUCGGCUGCAUCAAUGUCCCCACUAACGCUGAAGCUACAGGCAUCUGUGGCCAAAACACAUCCCAACUCACCCUCUCCUUCCACGUAAGGCAGUGCAACAUCACCUUCACAUUUUCCGAGUCACGAGAGAAUUUCUCCAAUCCUAGCAGCGUGGAAAAGUUUGGCGUAUCGCAAGUCUCUGUCGAGUACUUCGUAAACGAAAACUGGUUUCCCGAUGCCAAAAAGCUGCAUCACAAGAUGGAGGUGACCACUGCAAACCUGGAGAUAUAUGAAGCACAUGUGGGGCAGUCGUAUCAGUGUAUGGGACAGACAAACAUCACCUUAAACACGGAUGUCACUCUGUUCACCCAGGACCUGCACCUCCAGCCAUUCUCCGUCAGCGGCUACGGUUUCGCUAAAUCUCACGUCUGCCCCGAGGAUCCCACCCCGGAACCCUCCUGGAAGGCCAACGUGGUGCCCAUGGCGGUCGGCUGCGCGCUCGGAGCUUUCGUGAUCCUCGUGACCCUGGGGACGUAUAUCGUGUACAGGCGUAGGCAGAAAAGGAUGGCGGGAUACUCCCUCCUCUCAACAACAUGA